AUGAUGCCUACAACCGAAAUAAUCAAUCACUACGAGGUCCUGGAGGUCCCUUUCCACGCAACCCUCAAGGACAUCAACCAUUCCUACAAACGACUCGCCUUGAAGCACCACCCAGACAAAGCGGUAGAUGGCGACGUCGACAAGUUCCAACAGAUCCAAGCAGCUGCCGAAACCCUCCGCGACCCCUACCGCCGCAAAAAACACGACCAGGACCUCCGCUCCCAACGCAUCAGACAAGCCUAUGCAGCAGGCCCCAAUGCCGCAGGCCGUGGCGGCAGAGGCUUCUACACAAAAUGGAUGCCGCGCACCUUCGGGACGCAAAGUAAAGCGGAAUUUCACUACAUGUACAGCUAUGCAAACAGCGUGCAUAUGAACCCUUACUCUAGGGAGUCGAGGGAGGAGAUGGAGCGGAUUGAGAGGGAGAAGAGAAUUGAUGAGAUGUUGAGGGCGAGGGGACAUGUUUCUGCUGAGGAUGUGCUAAGGCAGUUUGAACAGAAGGGGAGGGAGGCUGAGGAGCAGCGGCCGGAGAAGAAGAGGAGGCAUCAGGAGGCUUAUAGGGCGGGGGUUGAGCGUGAUCCGGAUGAGUCUGAAGAUGAUGAGGGGCCGAUUAAGGGAGAGGGUAAAGAGAAGUGUGCAGAGGAGACUAAAGAAGAGGAUCAUGGUGAGGAACAGAAGGUUGAACUUAAGGGGGAGUUUGGAGAACAGUAUGAAGAGGAGCAUGGAAUCGAACAUGGGGAGGAGCUUGGGCAGGAUAAGAAGGUGCAGCAGGCUGAAUCUUGCCCUGCAUCACCUGUGGAUGAAGCUGAACCCAAAGGCCAUGGAAACGAGGAAGAAGACAACCGUUCCUCAAAUUUCUCAGGAGAAGUGUCAUCAGAGUAUGGCACCGCACAAGAAAGCGAAUACUUGCAUUCCGACGAAGACGACGACAGUUCCUCCCACCACAAAUCCACCAUCGACGAAGACGAUAUCACCAUGUUCUUUGACUGCGCCGAAGAUAAAUCCUCUCGAAUCAACACUGCCGAAACCACCGAUACCAACUCCUCCGAGGAAGAAUCCGAAACGAGCGACGAGGAAGUCGAACAUGAGGACAACCGCGUCAACGACUACAACUGCAAGUUCGCCAACACAUCCAGCCUCCUGGGCCCCUUCAUCCCGCACUUCAUGGCCAAGCUCAACGACCCCAGCGGAAAGUACACAGAACAGGACCUUCAGAUCGAACUCCGCGGCAUAGUCAUGGAAGCCUACUGCGGCUGGCUGAAGGAUCAGUGUGCUACCUUUUCCGCUGCAAAGCCUCAGCCUGAGCCAUCUCCUUUUACCGGUGCUUGUUUGCAUCUCGGAUAUUGGAAGAAAGAGUUCGAGCGUCCCGAGUGUGAGGUGUGUCACCGGUGGAAGCCAAUUUUCACGCUCAUUUGUCCUGGUUGUGGAAUCAAGGCGUGCGUGGGAUGCAAGUUUCAGGGCUAG
Aspergillus chevalieri is the source of this 1461-nucleotide messenger RNA. Its product is annotated as DnaJ domain protein. NCBI's taxonomy places the organism in Eukaryota, Fungi, Ascomycota, Eurotiomycetes, Eurotiales, Aspergillaceae. The record is from RefSeq and is a predicted model, not a curated record. The transcript is spliced from 2 exons. The coding region runs from base 1 to 1461 and encodes 486 amino acids.